GGAAGAGCUCGAAGACAGCAACAGAAAGGACUGAAGAAGACAUGGCUGAACUGUCACUGUACCUCACGAACGUUAAUGUGUCUCUGGGGCAAACUAUGGACACAGAAAAGAGUUCUACAGUGGUGAAGGAGUUUGAAAAUGUGGAACUUGGAGAUCUGGGCAAAAAGAAGCCAAAGAGUCCUCGCAGAACAAUCUACUUUGCGUCUGGUGAAACCAUGGAGGAGUUCAGUACAGAUGAAGAGGAGGAAGAAGAACCAGAGAAAGCGAAAACUUUAAGUACAGUGGAUACGUCAAAGUUGACCUGGGGUCCAUAUGUCUGGUUCCAUAUGUGGAGAGUGGCUACCUCAUCCAUCUCAGUUUGUGACUAUCUUGGAGAGAAAGUGGCCUCACUGCUGGGAAUCACGACGCCAAAAUAUCAGUAUGCAAUUGAUGAGUACUACAGGAUGAAGAAAGAGGAGGAGGAAGAAGAGGAGGAGAACCGUCUCUCUGAGGAGGCAGAACAUCGUUUUGAGGAGCAGCACAAUCAGGAGGGCCAGCAGCCAAAGAUCGAGCAACCAGAAGGAACUGCUUCUUUUGUGAACGUGACCUUUGAACUGGAGCAGGAAUCACAUGCUACAUCUGAUGCUAGUAAAGUGCCUGCCCCCAUUCCCUCCUAAAAUACUGUAGUUGAUUGAGCAUAUUAGAUGGUUUUUACCAUAUUAACCUUAGACAUGAGGUGUGCUAGGUUUCUUUUUUGGAGGAGAAGUUUACAUGAAGUUAAACAUGAAGGUAACGUUGUUUAUGCAUAGCUGACAAUGGUUCUGCUUUUAAUGCAGAACUGUUUUAUUAAUUAUUUCACAAGCCAUACAUAAAACUAGCAUGGAAUUCUGGCAUGGAAUAAAAAUAUAUAAUAAAAAAGUAAUUGCGAAUUUACCUUACAAUUCUGACUUUUUCUCUGAAUUUUGAGUUUACAUCUUGCAGUUCUGUUUUUUUAGACAGUUUAUAGACACCUAACCUAAAUGUAAAGAAAAAGAAAACCUCACAACUGCAAGAUAUAAACUCGCAAUUCUGAGAAAAAAAGUCUGAAUUUUAAAGAUAAAAAGUCACGAUUAGCAACCAAGCAGAGUGCCCUAGCAACCAUUUAGCAAGACCUAUAUCUCUGCAUCAGAACAUUGUGUAGACAUGGGACUUGGCUCUUUUGACUCAUGUUAGCAAGCAGGACUUCCAACAUGCUACACAUGCCAGCAGUGAAUAGCUACAUGCUAAUAGCGAUUAGUCAUGUGUUAAAACAUUAUAAAAAUUCUAGCUAAUU
This is a messenger RNA of Sinocyclocheilus anshuiensis, 1291 nucleotides long. Its product is annotated as protein FAM177A1-like. The record is from RefSeq and is a predicted model, not a curated record. Lineage: Eukaryota; Metazoa; Chordata; Actinopteri; Cypriniformes; Cyprinidae. The coding region runs from base 42 to 656 and encodes 204 amino acids. The transcript is spliced from 5 exons.